Ctenopharyngodon idella (grass carp) is the source of this 3070-nucleotide messenger RNA. It is a transcript of the gene ralylb, whose product is annotated as RNA-binding Raly-like protein. Gene Ontology annotation, cellular component: nucleus. Gene Ontology annotation, molecular function: RNA binding. NCBI's taxonomy places the organism in Eukaryota, Metazoa, Chordata, Actinopteri, Cypriniformes, Xenocyprididae. The record is from RefSeq and is a predicted model, not a curated record. The coding region runs from base 709 to 1584 and encodes 291 amino acids. The transcript has 9 exons.
UUUCCAGGCCUUUUUGUAACCCUUUUUGUCUUUUCACUUGCUCUUUUUUAUUUUUUCUCUCUCCUUUUGCUGGGGUUUGAGCGUUGAGAUUUGAAAAAGUGUUGUUUUGAGGCGUUUUUCGAUCCGUACCUCAAGUUUUUAGUAUGCAGUGAUUUCUAUCGGGGCUAUUCAGUACUGAGUGACACUGGCCAAGUACGUGCUUGCAGUCGUGUGAAAUCAUGCAACUGGUUUUUAAAUGGCCUUGGCAGUUCUAUUUUUACGUAUGUACGAUGAUAUUUGUUUUUAACCCUUUUUCCUUUUUUGUUCUCUGCCAUUGACUUUUGCUGUAGAUAUGCUUUGCUUGUAUUUUGCGGUGUUGUUCAUGAGAGUUUUGUGAUUUUGAUGUCACCGAGCGAAGCAUUUGCUUUUAUUUUGGUCUUUUCUUUACCCAAAAGUCAUUUUCAGACCUGGUGACGUUUUAAUGGAAACUUUUCUUGCAGCUUACCUGUCACGUUUGUUUAUUUUUGCUGGUUUUUCUUUCAUUUUUUAAUGCCUUAUACUUUUGCAGAUGAUUUUAAGGUGAAGUGAUUUUUGGAUGUGCUCAUUUUUCACGUAUAUCAUGCAAAUUAAGGUGUCUAUGAAGGGAAUAAUUGUUUCUUUGGGGGAAGUAUCAAUCAGUGCGUCUUUGCUUUCACCGAAGAUGAACAGACUCUCCUUUGCAGGAGAAGAAUGACCGGGAAGAGUCAGACCAGCAAUGUCACUAACAAGAACGACCCACGCUCCCUCAACUCACGGGUCUUUAUCGGCAACCUCAACACUGCCAUUGUGAAAAAGGGCGACAUCGAGGUCAUCUUCGCCAAGUACGGCAAGAUUGUGGGCUGUUCGGUGCACAAGGGUUACGCUUUCGUCCAAUACAUGAGUGAAAGGAACGCACGGGCGGCCGUGGCAGGCGAGAACGCCAGGAUUAUUGCAGGACAGCCGCUGGAUAUUAACAUGGCCGGAGAGCCCAAACCCUACAGGCCUAAAGCAGGAUCCAAACGACCCCUAACUGCUGUCUACAGUGGUUAUGAAUUUGAUUAUGAUUACUACAGAGAUGAUUUCUACAAUAGGCUCUUUGACUAUCACGGACGGGUGGCUCCUCCUCCGAGGGCAGUGAUCCCGCUGAAGCGCUCGCGAGUGGUACUUCCAUCCACUCGACGCGGGAAGAGUUCCUUCCCUAUUAAAACCUCCUCCGCUUCUUCCUCAAGACCUCCAUCAUCAUCAUCGUCCUUCUCCUCUGGGCUGAAAUUGAAGACCGAUCAACUCCAGACUAUCAAACGUGAGCUGACUCAGAUCAAGAUGAAGAUCGACUCUCUUCUGGGUCGCCUGGAGAAGAUCGAGAAACAGCAGCGAUCCGAGUGCGAGCCUCAUAGGAAAUAUGAGGAUAACUGUGACUCUUUGCAUGAGGAGUCGAUAUCGGAGACGGCGGACAACUCCGGAGAAGAGGGAGGAGAGGGACCGCUGGAUGCAGAGGCGGGAGAAAUGACAGAUGGUGGCGAGGAUGACUACGACGAAGAAGGCAGCACUGAUCUGAUGGAGAAUCAUGUGUCUGAUAUUGACAACUGAAGAAUGCAUCAGUUCUGCAUCCAGAGAGGAAAUCAACUCUGCAUUGAACAGAAGACAUGAAACCACGUGAAGACGGACGUCUCUUCUCAGAGGCCAUGAAGGCAGAGCAAAUAUUUUGACAAGUUUAGCAUCUGCUAGUCACAACCGCUGUUUUUCAUUUUUAUAGCGUUUGGCACAUUCAAUCAUAUUUGAUUUGCACAUAUCCUGUAAAAGUCAAAUAAGUUCAUUUUGAAGUUCAUCAUGCAAACAUUGAUAUUUUUUCCAUCAAGGAUCAUUUCUUUGAGCAAAGAUUUUUACAGUCUGUGUGGAAAAUGAGCCUUAAAUGUCAGAAAAAUGUAACACGGCAUUUUUGAAACCUUCAGUAUUAAAGAAUUUAUUUAAAUAAUUCUAGGAUUUUAAAAUAUGAGGUCUGGCAAUGAACAUCAGCCAAACCUUUUUUGUGUGUGUGCUUGAUUUUUUUUUUUUUUUUUUUUAAUACAUCUUUAUUUAUUUUUUUUGAUUGCAUCUGCAUCCCCAUAUUGUCUCUCACAUACACACUCAUACUAGCCAAUUUAUGUUUUCUGUGCAAAAUUUGAUUGAAAACUAAUCAACGGAUCAAAAUAUAUUUUUGAUUCCCAGACCGAAUCAAGUAAAAUAACUAGUUAAGUACUUGGUUUAAUGAAAGUUUUAGCUCCGUACUGCCACAUUAGUUUCAUCAGACUCAAACUUACACACUUCAGGAUGACUGAAAUCUUGUCAGACCACUGUAACUCGAAAAAAAUGAAUUAUGUCUUAAUGUGUCAUAAUUUGUAAUGAUACUGUAAGAUGAUAUUGUACGUACAUUGUCACUGUAUUUUGUUUUCAUCAUGCAUAGCUGUGUGUAAUUCAGAGCGACAUGUUGUAGUCACCGUUUCUGUUCUCUAUGAUGUCAUUCGGGAUGGAGUGUGUCAUAAUGAACUCUAUUUUUGUAUGGCAGAUUUGCAGAAAAAGCUUCAGAAUAUUCAUAUUUGUUCUGCUGACAUUUUCAUUCUGCUACUGUACAUAAUUUGUUUAAAUAAGAAUGUGGAAAUGUAUGUGUAUAGCUUAAAAAAAGAAAAGAAAAAGAUUGAUGGAAAAUGGAUUCAAUCCACUGGAAAAAUGUGAUGAUUUUUUUCUAUAUUUUGAAAUCGGCGUCAUGUUUGAGAGAAAAAUGAUUCUAUACCGGUCUAGGUCACUGACUUCAUCUCAGAGGCCUAGAAAUAUAACUGAAUUACUUCAUAUUGUAUAGAAAUGUAAACUAUUUGUAAAGAUAUUUUUAUGAUUGGCAUGUUAAUUAAUGUAUUUUCAGUUUGUUGUCUGGCUAUAGGCUUUGUGGUAUAGGAACAGACUGCCGUUACAAUCACUAUAUAAAAAUCACAAUUUUUUUUCUCCUAUAUUUGUUGUGGAGCAGAACCAAAUGCAAUAUUUCAGCUAUUAGGUCAGCCUAAAAUGCACUGGUUUUAAGAAUAAAAGAAAACAUUUAUUGGCA